AUGCAGGCGCUGCUCAGCCGUGCCCUCAGCCGGGCCCUCAGCCGUGCCCUCAGCAGCACCCAAAGCUGCAUCACUCUCCAGCAGCACUCCUCAGCAGCAACCCCUCCAGCAGCACCCCUCAGUAUUACCCCUCAGCAGCAUCACCCACCGCAGCACCCCUCCAGCCGCAACCCUCGGCAGUACCCCUCUGCGUCACCCUCAGCAGCAUCACCCACCGCAGCACCCCUCCAGCCGUACCCCUCAGCAGUACUCCUCAGCAAUACCCUUAGCAGCAACCCCUCAGCAGCAUUUCUCAAGCAUCUCCCUCAGCACACCCAGCGUCACCCACAGCAGCAUCACCCUCCACAGCACCCUCACUCGCAGGAUCCCUCAGCAUCGCCCUUAGCAGUUCCCUCAGCAGUUCCCUCAGCACUCAGCACUGCUGGGGAGGAAGAGAAGAGUCCUACAGCUGCUGGGGAGGAAGAGAAGAGUCCUACAGCUGCUGGGGAGGAAGAGAAGAGUCCUACAACUGCUGGGGAGUCUUGCAGAGUUCCUACAAGUGGCCGUCCAUCAGAGUGGCCGUCCAUCAGAGUGGCCGUCCAUCAGAGUGGCCGUCCAUCAGAGUGGUCGUCCAUCGGAGUUGCCGUCCAUCAGAAGUACCCGUCCAUCAGAAGUACCCAUCCAUCAGAAGUACCCGUCCAUCAGAGUGGCCGUCCAUCAGAGUGGCCGUCCAUCAGAAGUACCCGUCCAUCAGAAGUACCCGUCCAUCAGAGUGGCCGUCCAUCAGAGUGGCCGUCCAUCAGAAGUACCCGUCCCUCAGAGUACCCGUCCAUCAGAGUACCCGUCCAUCAGAGUGGCCGUCCAUCAGAGUACCCGUCCCUCAGAGUGGCCGUCCAUCAGAGUACCCGUCCCUCAGAGUGGCCGUCCAUCAGAAGUACCCGUCCAUCAGAAGUACCCGUUAAUCAGAAGUACCCGUCCCUCAGAGUACCCGUCCAUCAGAGUACCCGUCCAUCAGAGUGGCCGUCCAUCAGAGUACCCGUCCAUCAGAGUACCCGUCCAUCAGAGUGGCCGUCCAUCAGAGUGACCGUCCAUCAGAAGUACCCGUCCAUCAGAGUGGCCGUCCAUCAGAGUGGCCGUCCAUCAGAGUACCCGUCCAUCAGAGUGACCGUCCAUCAGAGUGGCCGUCCAUCAGUGGACGACGCUAAGACGGGCGCUAAUGGCUCCCAAGCCCUGAUCGAAGACUCCAUUCCCCUACCACGGUCCCGGAACUCUUCCACCCCCUCGAUCCCAAUGCCCCAACUUCCCCAUCACAGUCCCAAGACCCCCAAGACCCGCGCCUUGCUGCACGCAACAGCCACAGCAACAGCCACAACAGCAGCCACAGCAAACAGCAACAGCCACAGCAACAGCCACAACAACCACUGCAGCAACAGCCACAACAACAGCCACAACAACAGCCACAGCAACAGCCUCAACAACAGCCACAGUAACAGCCACAACAACAGCCUCAACAACAGCCUCAACAACAGCCUCAACAACAGCAACAGCCACGAUAACAUUAUAUUCUGCAAAACUAUCUCAAUAACUGCAGCUUCAUCAAGAACAGUGGACUUCAAGGAAAAUAACGGCUGUCCUGCAUGCAAAUGA
Messenger RNA from Hyalella azteca, 1626 nucleotides. RefSeq names its product cell surface glycoprotein 1-like. Bases 1 to 1626 code for a protein of 541 amino acids. Lineage: Eukaryota; Metazoa; Arthropoda; Malacostraca; Amphipoda; Hyalellidae. The record is from RefSeq and is a predicted model, not a curated record. The transcript has 5 exons.